This is a messenger RNA of Carya illinoinensis, 2177 nucleotides long. Its product is annotated as increased DNA methylation 1-like. Gene Ontology annotation, biological process: negative regulation of DNA-templated transcription. Gene Ontology annotation, molecular function: transcription corepressor activity; acyltransferase activity, transferring groups other than amino-acyl groups. The transcript is spliced from 9 exons. The coding region runs from base 291 to 2003 and encodes 570 amino acids. The record is from RefSeq and is a predicted model, not a curated record. Lineage: Eukaryota; Viridiplantae; Streptophyta; Magnoliopsida; Fagales; Juglandaceae.
CCCUUAAAACCAUAUCUCAUUUUCUUAAAUCAUUCUAUGCUAAUAUUCCUCCAUUUUCUCAUGUUGUUUAUCAUCUAUUUCAAAGAUACUCAGGCCACGAAAGAAUUCGAUGGAUUGCCUGGAUAUGUAUUUGCAAAGAUCGACACUUAACUUUUGAAGAAAGUUCGCAUGCAUAUCAAGGAUCUUGAGUAAUGGCAUUCUUCAAGAAAUUUAGAAACUUUUGAUCCAAACAGCUAACACAUUCUAUCUCGAGAGAAAAUUUUCUGAUAUUGAUCUGAGUAGUUAAAACUAUGGCCUACAAAUUGAGAGACAGGAGCCAAAAGAGAAUUUACUUCAGCACAAGUAGUUCAGAUAGUGACUCCAGCUAUUCUGAUCCUGACUAUUCAAGGUCUAGGCAACGAAGACCACAAAAUGAAGCCAAAAAUAUUGAAAUUGGAAGUUCAAGUUUGGUGCGAAGAAGAGGUCGUCCCAUAAAGAGAAGGGUAUAUGGAAGAGAAAACCAAAGUAUCGAAGUUGGAGAAAGUUCUAGGGGAAGAAAGCAAGCUCCUUAUUCACUUAAGAAACAAGAUACAAGUGUUGGAAAACCACAGGAAAAGAAAAACAUCUUGUCAUGGUUGAUAGACUUGGGGAUUAUCAAGGAAAAUGCAGAAGUUUGGUAUCUGGCGGAUAAUCGAAUAAGAAUUUUGCUGAGGGGAAUGAUUAGAAGGGCCGGGAUAUUCUGUCUGUGUUGUAACGAGGAGAUAACAGUUUGGGAGUUUGAGAUUCAUGCUGCGAGUGAUCUGAAUAGACCAUAUGCGAAUAUUUUUCUAGCUUGGAAACUUGUUUCUCUCUUCCAAUGCCAGCUUGAGGCUUGCAUUAUGGUCAUGGGACCAAACCAAUGUGGAUUUAACCAAGUUGUCCCUAGGGAGAAUGCUGUAGACAGGAAUGAUGAUGCUUGUAUGAUUUGCACGGAUGGAGGGGACUUGAUUUGUUGUGACAAAUGUCCUUCAACGUUUCAUAAAGAUUGUUUAAGAUUGGAGAGUGUUCCACAAGAGGAGUGGUUGUGUCCUUACUGCAUUUGCAAAUAUUGUGGUCUUCUUGGCCAUGGUAAUGAAGAAUUAUUCACAUGUUCCCAAUGCCAAAAGAAAUAUCAUUGGGCAUGUUCUCUUGAAGAAGACUUAGAUCUUAAUACUCCUGUCGCCCCACUUAGCAACCAGACUACUCUCGUCAAUUCUUUCUGUGGGAAAAGCUGCAGGGAGAUUUUUAAGCACUUGGAAAGUAUAGCUGGAGUCCGAAAUGAGGUAGAUGGAGGCCGAUUGUCUUGGUCUCUAAUGCGCCUAACAGAUCUACGAUCAGCUACACCUACCGAUAACAUUCAGAAGAUUGUGGAAUGUAACUGUAAGAUUGGCAUUGUAUGGGACAUGAUGAAUGAAUCCUUCGUUACAACCACGGACCGACUUACUAAUAUAAAUAUAGUUCGAAGUGUCGUAUACAAUCAAGGAUCAAACUUGGCUCGAAUUAACUUUCAAAGAUUUUAUACUGCUGUUCUUGAGAAGGACGAUGAGAUAGUCUCUGCAGCAUGUCUCAGGAUACAUGGAACGAAAGUUGCAGAGAUUCCCUUCGUUACAACUCAUGAAAACUAUAGGGACAUGGGGAUGUGGAGAAAGCUUCUAGUUGCGAUUGAAUCUGCUCUUCGCUUUCUUAAAGUUGAGUAUUUGGUCAUUCCAUCCAUCGACCAUCUUGUUCCAAUGUGGACUAAGAAAUUUGGUUUUAGCAAAGUCGAAGGUUCCCUGAUGAAUGAAUUAAUCUUUCUCAACACAUUGAUGUUUACUAAAGCAAUUAGAUUGCAGAAGACCUUGCUCCCAGCUCAUUCUGUAAAACCAGAUGGCGGAGAUAAUAGAGGCAAGGAAGUUGAUGGCGUUAGUAAACAGAAGGAGGAAACUGGAACAAGCAAAGGACGGAAUGUUGGAAAACUCCCGCUUUUUGACUUAAAUGUUGAACCUACGAAAGAGGGUAGAAAGUAAUGCCUAAGCAAUAACGGGAAACAUGUUGACAAAACACAAUACUCCCAACAUUUAUGAGACAGAUUUUUGUCCAAGACUCAUGUGUUGUCUUUAGUUUUAACAUAGACUAAAUGGAAGGCAAGUCUGACUUCAUGUACUUCAGCUACCAUUUUGAUGACUUUGCUCGUACAAUAU